AUGAAACUGGCUAAAAGUGAUUUGUCCCGUAUAGCAUUGGAUGCUCUGAUCGCGGAAUGCAAGACGAAUCCAAAACUGGCAGAGGAAAAAGAUGUCCAGAUAAUAAUAAACACUGGUAAGAACAAAUUGAAUGCGACAAAGGACUACAUACCCCGGAUCAUCCCUUUGAAAAACUGUAAGCUCAACCAUCCAAAGGAUAUGAGAAUCCUGUUGAUCACCAAAGACCCGUCAACUUUGUACAGAGACUCGAUUGAGAAGGACGAAUAUCUGAGAGACGUCAUAAAAGAUGUGAUCUCGGUAAAGCACCUGAAAAGAAAAUACAAAGGUGCAAAGAUAAAUCUACUAUACAAAGAGUUUGAUCUAGUAGUGGCCGAUUACAGGGUUCAUCAUCUCCUACCCAAGAUUCUCGGAGCCAAAUUUUUCGCGGGAAGCAAGAAACUACCAUUCAUGAUCCGUUUAUCGAAGGCAGUGAGGGUCAAGCACCAGCAGAUGGUCAAUGAGUGCGACUGCAAAUACAUCAGAGCACAAUUGAAGAGCAUCACCAAGAACGCAUACUACGUGCCCAACAAGGAUAACUGUCUCACCGUGAGGAUUGGCCAAGUCGGCAGGCAAUCGGUGGACGACAUGCUCGAUAACGUCGUCGACAUCAUCCAGUUCCUCUCGGACAUAAAACAGAAACCGCAAGGCGGUAUCAUAAGGGGACCCGUCGUGUCUAUUUUCGUCAAGACGGCCAGCAGCGCCUCUCUGCCUCUGUAUGAAGCAGAUGCAAACAGCAGUGCAACACAUAAUAACGAAGAUUCGGACAAUUUUGAGCUGUGA
Molecule: messenger RNA, 819 nt
Organism: Huiozyma naganishii CBS 8797
Lineage: Eukaryota; Fungi; Ascomycota; Saccharomycetes; Saccharomycetales; Saccharomycetaceae
Gene: UTP30
Product: Utp30p
Exons: 1
Coding region: 1-819 (272 amino acids)
Source: RefSeq, a predicted model, not a curated record